Diprion similis is the source of this 1107-nucleotide messenger RNA. RefSeq names its product ADP,ATP carrier protein-like. Gene Ontology annotation, biological process: mitochondrial ADP transmembrane transport; mitochondrial ATP transmembrane transport. Gene Ontology annotation, molecular function: ATP:ADP antiporter activity. The record is from RefSeq and is a predicted model, not a curated record. NCBI's taxonomy places the organism in Eukaryota, Metazoa, Arthropoda, Insecta, Hymenoptera, Diprionidae. Bases 145 to 1047 code for a protein of 300 amino acids. The transcript is spliced from 4 exons. Gene Ontology annotation, cellular component: mitochondrial inner membrane.
GUAAUUAAAGGGUUCAGUCGAUAUAACUUGCCCCUGCUAGUAUUUAAAUACAGACCGUCAGAUAAUUUUUGACACGAAUUGAUCUAACCAUUAUAGAAAAUUCUAGUCUAAAAUUCAUCAUCAUUUGACGUUUAGUUGUUUGGGAUGGGUGAGUCUAAAGCGUUCCUAGUUGACUUCUUGGCUGGCGGUAUAUCAGCGGCUAUUUCCAAGACUGUUGUUGCACCUAUAGAACGGGUUAAAUUAUUACUCCAAGUGCAACACACUUCGACACAGAUUCCUGAAGACAAACGAUACAAAGGUAUGAUCGAUACCUUUGUACGAAUACCAAAAGAAACUGGAUUUCUGAGCUUCUGGAGGGGCAACCUAGCUAACGUUAUACGAUACUUUCCAACACAAGCCUUGAAUUUUGCUUUCAAGGAUAAAUACAAAGCACUGUUUCUUGAUGGCAUUCCAAAGGAUGCAUUUUGGAGACAGUUUGCUGGAAAUUUGGCAAGUGGCGGCGCUGCUGGGGCAACUUCCCUGUUGUUUGUCUAUCCUCUUGACUUUGCAAGGACAAGAUUAGCAGCUGAUGUUGGCAAAGGAUCACAGAGACAAUUUAAUGGAAUGAUGGAUUGCAUGAUAAAAAUUUUUAAAAGUGAUGGCCCAAUUGGUCUGUAUCGAGGGUUCAAUGUUAGUGUUCAGGGAAUUAUAAUGUAUCGCGCCUCCUACUUUGGAUUUUACGAUAGUGCUCGGUCAAUGCUGCCUGACCCAAAGAGCACCCCACUUUACAUCAACUUCUGCAUAGCGGAAACAGUGACAACAAUAGCCGGUCUCAUUUCAUAUCCUUUUGACACUGUACGCAGAAGAAUGAUGAUGCAGUCAGGUCGAAGUAAAUCAGAUGUGAUGUAUAAAAACACAUUAGAUUGCUGGGCUAAGGUAUUUCAGAAGGAGGGAUCUGGAGCAUUUUUUAAAGGUGCAUUCUCCAACAUUCUCAGAGGAACUGGUGGCGCUCUCGUUUUGACUCUUUAUGAUGUUGUGAAGCAAGGUAUCGAAAAUGCAAUAUCAUGAUUAUUCAUAAAGUAAGGAUCUUGUAACAUUUACGUGAUGAAAAUGGAAAAAUUCAACACA